Molecule: messenger RNA, 2458 nt
Organism: Dermacentor andersoni
Lineage: Eukaryota; Metazoa; Arthropoda; Arachnida; Ixodida; Ixodidae
Molecular function (GO): sequence-specific DNA binding
Source: RefSeq, a predicted model, not a curated record
AGAGAGCGCCGUGCGGCCCACUCGACCAUAUAGUUUCAUACGAUAAGAAAUCCUAUGCACUCGACCAUAGUACGCUCUAAUAAAACUAAAUGUAGCACCAUGUUUUGAAGAUUGCCGCCGUUCUCCUCCUCUCCGCUUUCCCCCGAUGCUGUGCCCUCCCAUCGCCAAAAGCCGAAAUGGAUUUUGCACUUUUUUUUUUUUCUGCUUCAGCUGCCAUCGCGGUGCCAAACAUUGCGAGCGGCAGUGGCCACGUUUUGCGCCUCGUUUGUGCUUUUGUAGCGUAGUUCCGUGUUCCGCGAUGCCGUGUUGCUGUGCCUUCGGGUGCAGCGCACGUCCCAGUAACGGCAAGCGACUCUUUCGGAUUCCAUCUGCCAAGCGAGACGCGGCGCUUAGGAAGGCCUGGCUUGAAGGAAUCAGGCGGGCUGAUUUCAACCCAACGCAAUGGUCCAGGCUCUGUGAGGACCACUUUACGGAUGACCAGUUUGAGGCCAUUGUGCUGGAGCGGUACGGUGUCAAGAAGCUGCGUCGUGAUGCUGUGCCCACUAUCUUCUGCUACGACAAGAAUGCCCAAAUCAGCUCUAUUAAGGUUCUUGCCAAAAGACGCAUACGGAUGACCAAGAACAGCUGUUUCUACAAACCCAGCUGGAAGAAAACACCACCAGAGGCCCCACAGAAAAGCGAGGGCCAGCCAAGCAAAAGUAUGGUACACAUCAGCGUGAACGAGGUGCUUCCGUCACAAGAAGCGCUGCCAAUGUCUGUUGAAACCUCGGGCAAAUACUGGCUCUCCAGCUCUUCGAACCAAAGUUUGGCACCUACUGGAUGCCAGCAAGCCGCCAGAGCAGACACCAUGCAACUAGUGCAAGAAAAAAAUGUUGCUGCUGUUAGUCACUCAAACAAAGACUGUGCAGGAGUUGAAAUUGGACACCGACAAGGGGUAGCAGAGAAGCCGAAAGCACACUCGUCCGAUCUCGUUCUUGCAACGACAUUGUGCAGCAGCAUGGCAAAUCGUAGGCACACAGUGGGUGCGGUUGAAUCAUACAGCUUCUCUGCUUGGCCAGGGGAGGAUGCAGAAUGUGCGACUGCUGUAGGUGGACACGACCACGAGGCGAUACCAAUGACAGCUGAAGGGGCGCCCGAGGUAUUUGUAAGUCGUCUGAUCCCCGUCGACAUAGAAAACAGAACUUGUCAGGAAGGGAGAGAAGAACAUGCCAGCAGUUCCACCCUGUGCCAGAGCUCGGCCUGCUCAAAUGUCCAAUCUGAACCCCAGCAUGACAUGGGUCAAGGAGAAUACGCACCGGCGCAUCUUCCACUGGCCUCGGUCAAUGACACUGUGGAGGAUGGGAAUCGGCAGCGCAGCACAGCGGUGAAGGCCACAGUGGUGGCAGCAAGCAACAGUGUUGCUGGUCUGAGACCCAUCCGCCCGAAACAAGGUCUAGCCGGCGAUAUUCAGAAGGCCUCGGGAUCCACUGGUGCGGGAACUGUAAACUGGCUAGAGAGCGGGGCAGUGCAGACGGUGGUAGCAACCAGUCCCGAUGGUGGAACAGUGCAGCAAUUCAUCCAAGCAGGUCUCUGCGAUGGUCAGCAGUGUGAGGCCGCUCAAGAAAAAAAUGUGCGGGUGCUGAAAGAUGGUCUGGAGGGGCACCAAACCAGCAUGCAAAACGUGGCAUGUAUCGGAUUGGAUGGUCGUCAUCAGUCAUCAUUCAUCGGCAGUGUGAGAGAUGUGAACGUGCGCCAAAGUGAAACAGGAGCCGCUGGACCUAGCGACCUUACCAGCUCCAUCCAAAUAAGUUCGGUCUACACACUUGUGGGUGACAGGCACCAGCAUGCAGCGAGUGCUGGAGAGAGAGUACAGGGAUUGAUCAACGGUCCUGUCAACCUUCAAAGAGGAGUUGCCAAAAGCACAGCGCGGCUUACGGUCGGAUCACCAGAAGCAAGAGCAGAACCAAUCCAUAUGACUGUUGCUGAUUUUCAAAGGCCGGACAACCCUUUGUCUGCGCUGAAGCAUGUGGUUGACGUUGAUGCGGACGCGCUGGCCUGCAUGCUGGACCGGAGACCUCUGACCAGCGAGGAAGACCUGUGGGACCGCAUCGACGAUCUGGAGGAGAAGUUGUUGCGUGCCCAGAAAAGGCUCGCGGUCGUGCGGGCGCAGAGGCGGCGGGUCCUGGUUGAGAACCGGGCACUGAGGAUGCAGGUGCGGCGACUGCUUCGCCGCAAGACCUACCACCCGAGGCGCCUCCACACAUCAGCUGGCUUCAGCAGCUGAGCUCAUGGCAGGCAACAGAGACGGCGCUGAGUGAAUCCCCAAGCCGGGGCACAUUGUGCACGCAAUGACAAAUGUGAACAGUGGUAGUGUGCCGUGUGCUUUGUACAUAGAGAACAUACACACUCGGACCGAGAAGUUCUGGUGGGUGAAACAAAAUUGUUUUUCUUCUCUGUAAUAAACCUUGCCUCAUGUUCA